This is a messenger RNA of Asparagus officinalis (garden asparagus), 846 nucleotides long. RefSeq lists its product as uncharacterized. Bases 1 to 846 code for a protein of 281 amino acids. The record is from RefSeq and is a predicted model, not a curated record. NCBI's taxonomy places the organism in Eukaryota, Viridiplantae, Streptophyta, Magnoliopsida, Asparagales, Asparagaceae. The transcript is spliced from 3 exons.
AUGCCCACACCAUAUACUAUAGGAUGGAUCAAAAAGGGUCCUUCUGUUAAGGUGACCGAAUUAUGUUACGUGCCACUAUCACCAGGAAAGACAUAUCAUGACUCUAUUAUUUGUGAUAUUGUGGAUAUGGAUGCAUGCCAUGUAUUGUUAGGGUGGUCGUGGCAGUAUGAUGUCAAUGCUACACAUGGCGGCAAGAAGAAUGAGUAUUCUUUCGUAUGGAAGAAUAAGAAGAUCAUCCUACCUCCUAUUCCACCCUCUCCAAAGAACCCCAAAGAUCAAAAGCCCAAACGGAUAUCUCUUUGCAACAAGGGUGAAUUUCUGACAGAGUCAAAGGAGUUAAAGCAAAGGUUUGCAUUAGUUGUGAAGGAAGAAGUGAAUACAAUAUUGGAGGUUCCAAAGAAGAUGAAGUCACUGCUUACGGAAUUUGAAGUAUUGGUUCCUGAAGAGUUGCCAGAGGGACUUCCUCCCAUGAGGGAUAUACAGCACCACAUCAAUUUCAUACCGGGUUCGGAUGAGAAGGAGCAUAUGUCACAUCUACGAGAGGUUUUCCAAGUGCUAAAGGAGAAUGAGCUUUACAUAAACCUUAAGAAGUGUGUGUUCUUGACUACUCAGCUGAUAUUCUUAGGAUUCGUGGAGAAGAUUACUACUGCUCCCAUAUUAGCAUUUCCAGAUUUCGACAAGCACUUUGAGCUUGAGUGUGAUGCGUGUGGUGUAGGUAUUAGAGAAAUACUCUCUCAAGAGAAGCGCCCCUUUGCUUUCUUGAGCGAGAAACUGAAUGAAGCUCGGCAGAAGUGGAGUACUUAUAAACAAGAAUUAUAUGCUGUUUUUCAUUCUUUGAAGACUUGA